Molecule: messenger RNA, 5517 nt
Organism: Arabidopsis arenosa
Lineage: Eukaryota; Viridiplantae; Streptophyta; Magnoliopsida; Brassicales; Brassicaceae
Source: the annotation of a GenBank genome assembly
AUUAAUCAUAACAAAAAGUAUUUAACUAAUUUUGCAACAUAGAAGAUAUUUUGAAAACUGCUGGCUAUGGAAAACGAUUCCCGAGAAGAAGACCUAGCCACCGUCGCUAUAGGAAACCCUAGCCACCGUUUCAGUCGUCCUCUCAAACUCGAACAAGCAAGUGAUUCAAACGACGGUGUAGACUCAAUCAGCUCUCUACCCGACGACAUCCUCCACUGUAUCCUCUCCUUUUUCCCGACCAAUUUCGCCAUCAGAACCUCUGUCUUGUCCAAAAGAUGGAGGCAUGUAUGGUCCGAGUCACCUCAUCUCUCCUUUGAUCAGCAUAGAAUCUCCGCUGAAUCGAUAAACGAAACCCUAAACAACUACACGGCCAUCAAAAUCACAAGUUUCCAUCUUCUCACAAGCUUGCUCAACAGGGUUCACUUUGUUAAUGGUUGGAUCGAAUUCGCCAUUUCUCACAACGCAGAGAAGCUUUCACUGGAUUUUCGUGAUGUUAGGGAUUACAAGUUUCCAGAUUUCUUCUACACCAAUUCCUCUGUUAAGCAACUCUUGAUCAACUCGGGACCUGGUGAGUUGAUUCCGAGUUGCACCGUUUCUUGGACAUCUCUAAAGUACUUGUCUUUGAUCUUUUCUAAACUCUCUAAUGAAUCUUUUCCUAAGAUUCUGUCUGGUUGUCCACUGCUGGAAAGCUUGACAUUGCAUAAUUAUGAUUCAGUUAAGUAUCUUGAUCUGAGUAAAUCGCUCUACUUGAGAAGAUUGGAUAUAAUUUGCUGCAAUACGGUUCGAGAACCAAUGAAGAUCGUAGCACCACAUAUCCAUUAUUUGAGAUUGAGAGGACAAUGCACUCUACUUGAUGUCUCGUCUUUAACUGAAGCUGACUUAGACUCUUCAGAUAACUAUUUAUUUCUUAGUUUCUCUUAUUAUAAAUCCGACUCCUUGAUGCUAGUCAUGGUGCAAGCAAUGCUAGAGAAGUUGCAGAACGUAGAGAAGCUUGCUCUUGGGGUUGACUUUCUUCGGAUUUUAUCUAAAUCCAAGCUCCAUGGUGUUCCUUUACCGAAGCUCAAAGUCAAAACUUUGACCCUUGAAACAAUGAUUAUGCGACCUGCGGUUCUUGGUAUAGCAAGACUGGUACAAAACUCGCCUCAAGUAAAGAAGAUAACAAUUUACACAACGCAGUUCAGCACCGUACUGGAUAAAUGCGACAGCUUCUUGGAGUUGCAGAACUUGAAUCCGAAUCAAGGUUGGAGAUCAAUAGAUGUGGUCUUUCCGACCUCGUGGGAUUCUAAAGUUCCUGAGCCGGAACUCAUGGUUUCGUUCAUUGAACUUUUGCUGGCAAACACAAUUACCUUAGAGACAUUGGUUGUACGGUUGGGAAGUUACACUGAUGAUUAUAGGUCAAGAUUUGAAGAGCAGUUUCAAAUCGCUCUAACGCUUUCUCACAACAAUGAGGAAGACCACGCCACCGUCGCUGUAGGAAACCCUAGCGACCGUUUCGAUCGUCCUCUCGAAAUCAGACGAUCAAGUGAUUCAAGCGAUGGUGUAGACUCAAUCAGCGAUCUACCCGACGCGGUUCUCCAACAUAUCUUCUCCUAUAUUCCGACAAAGUUUGCUAUCAGAACAUCCGUCUUGUCAAAACGAUGGAGACAUGUAUGGUCCGAGACACCUCAUCUCUCCUUUGGUUGGUUCAGUGGUUCCCCUAAUUUGAUAAACAAAACCCUAGCCAGCUACUCGGCUUCCAAAAUCACGAGUUUCCAUCUCUGUACCCGUUACUGCUACAAGGCUAACCAUGUUAAUAGCUCGAUCGAGUUUGCAAUGUCUCACAACGUUGAGAAUCUUUGUCUGACGAUCAGUAAUCUCACAAGGAGUUAUUGUUUUCCUGAUCUUUUCUUCACCAACUCCUCUGUGAAGCAACUCUUGGUCAAUUUGCAACAUCUUUACACCAAAAAAAAAAAAAAAUUGCCUUUUGUGAAUUUGAGUCCCGGAUGCACCGUUUCUUGGACAUCACUAAAGAACUUGUCUUUGAGCUCUUGUAAACUCUCUGAUGAUUCCUUACUUAAGAUUCUGUCUGGUUGUCCAAUCCUGGAAACCUUGAGUUUGAAGUUUUGUAUCUCACUCAUGUAUGUUGAUCUGAGUAAAUCGCUGCGCUUGACAAGAUUGGAGAUAGAACGCCGCAACCCUUUUCCAGAACCAAUGCAGAUUGUGGCGCCACAUGUCCGUUAUUUGAGAUUGAGAGACUCUGAGGCACAAUGCACCUUACUUGAUGUCUCUUCUUUAACAGAAGCUAAUGUAGACUUUACCGAUUUUCAUCCUAGAACCCUUUAUCAUGGUUUUGAGCCCUUAGACCCUAGUGUUCUUCUAGUCACGGUGCAAACGAUGCUAGAAAAGUUUCAGAACGUAGAGAAGCUUACUUUGGGGGUUAACUUUCUUCAGAUAUUAUCUCUUUCCAAGAUCCCUAGUCUUCCAUUACCGACGCUCAAAGUCAAAAAUUUGACUCUUGAAACAAUGAUUAUGCCAAUUGUGGUUCCUGGUAUAACAAGGCUAUUACAAAACUCACCUGGAUUAGAGAAGUUAACAGUACUUUACACAAUUGACGAGUGCAGCCUCUUACUGUGGGAGUGUGUCAACAGCUACUUGAAGAAGCAAUUGAAAGAUGUGGCCUUUCUCUUUCCGUGGGAGUAUGCAGUUGUAAAGCCGAAAGUCAUGGCUUCGUUCAUGGAACUUUUGCUGGCAAACACAAAAACGCUAGAGACAUUGGUUUUACAUUUGGGAAGUUGCAUUAAUAGAUCAAGAUUUGAAGAGCUGUCUCAAAUCGCUCUAAAGCUUUCUCAUAACAAUAAGGAAGACCAGGCCACCGUCGCUGUACGAAACCCUAGCGACCUUUUCGAUCGUCCCGUCGAAAUCAAACGAUCAAGAAGUGAUUCAAUCGAUGGUGUAGACUCAAUCAGCGAUCUACAUGAUGCGGUUCUCCAACAUAUCUUCUCCUAUAUUCCGACAAAGUUCGCGAUCAGAACCUCCGUCUUGUCCAGGCGAUGGAGACAUGUAUGGUCGGAGACACCUCAUCUCUCCUUUAAAUGGCUCAGUGUUUCCCCAGAAUCGGUCAACAAAACCCUAGCCAGCUACAAGGCUUCCAAAAUCACGAGUUUUCAUCUCUGUACCCGUUUAGCCAUCACGGCUCACCAUGUUAAUAGCUGGAUCGAGUUUGCAAUGUCUCACAACGUGGAUGAUCUUUUUCUAGAGUUCCGUGGUUAUCUCACAACGAUGAAUUACAGUUUUCCAGAUUUCUUCUACAGCAAUUCCUCUCUAAAGAACCUCAUAGUAGACUCACGAUGUAAUGAAAUGAUUCCCAGAUGCACCGUGUCUUGGACGUCACUAAAGUACUUGUCUUUGAGCUGUUGUGAACUCUCUGAUGAAUCCUUUCUUAAGAUUCUGUCUGGUUGUCCAAUCCUGGAAACCUUGAGAUUGUAUAGUUAUAAUUCAGUUAGGUAUCUUGAUCUGAGUAAAUCGCUGCACUUGAGGAUAUUGGAUAUAGAUUUCUCCUGUUUUUUUAGAGGACCUAUAAAGAUUGUGGCGCCACAUAUCCAUUAUUUGAGAUUGAGAAACUCUGAGGCACAAUGUACUUUAGUUGAUGUCUCCUCUUUAACUGAAGCUAAAGUAGACUUUAGCUAUAUCGAACCAGGUUGCUGUUAUUACAGUUUUCAGCUCUUGAAGCCUGAUGUUCUUCAAGGUAUAGUGCAAGCAAUGCUAGAAAAGUUUCAGAACGUAGAGAAGCUUACUUUUGGGGUUAACUUUCUUCAGAUUUUAUCUCUUGCCAAGAUCCCUAGUCCUGCAUUACCGAGUCUCAAGGUCAAAACUUUGACUCUUGAAACAAGGAUUAUGCGAUCUGUGGUUCCUGGUAUAGCAAGGCUGCUACAAAACUCACCUGGAUUAAAGAAGAUAACAGUUUACACUACUAAGAAGUGCAGCACCAUAGUGGAGACAUGUGUUAACAGCUACUUGGACGCGCAAGACUUGAAUCCGGAUCAAUGUUGGAGAUUGAAUGAUGUGGUCUUUCCGACAUCAUCAAAGUCUGAAGUUGUAAAGCCAGAACUCAUGGCGUCGUUCUUGGAACUUUUGCUGGCAAACACAAGAACGCUAGAGACAUUGGUUUUACAUUUGGGAAGUUGCAUUGAUAGAUCAAGAUUUGAAGAGCUAAUGACCGGAGAUUCAAUCGCCGGUACGGAUUUCAUCAGCGCCUUGCCGGACGCAAUCCUCCAUCUCAUUUUCUCCCGUUUUCCGACUAAGUUCGUGAUCAGAACCUCUGUCUUGUCCAAACGAUGGAGGCAUGUAUGGUACGAUACACCUUCGCUCUCCAUAGAUUGCCGUGAAGCCGACCCUAAUUCGUUAAUCAAAACCCUAGCCAACCACUCUGCUCCUAGAAUCACGAGUUUCCAUCUCUGUAUCAGCAGCAAGGCUCACGACAUUAACAGAUUGAUCGAAUUUGCCAUAUCUCGUAACACCGAGAAGCUUUCUCUGGACUUUCGUGAUGGUAAUUACAAUUUUCCUGAGUUCUUCUACAACAAUUCCUCUUUAAAUCAACUCGUGGUUGACUCAGGAGCUCUUGAUACGAUUCACCACGUCUCUUGGACAUCUCUAAGAGACUUGUCUUUGAGUUUCUGUAAACUCUCUGAUGAAUCUCUUGCUAUGAUUAUCUCUGGUUCACCACUGCUCGAAAGCUUGACAUUGCAUCACUGUGAUAAACUUGGGAUUCUUGAUCUGAGCAAAUCGCUGCAGUUAAAGAGAUUGGAUUUAGAUAAUCAGGGACCAACGCAGAUUGUGGCGCCACAUAUUCAUUGUUUGAGAUUGAGACACUCUCAGUCACAAUGUGGUUUAGUGGAUGUCUCUUCUUUAAGCAAAGCUUACUUGAACAUCUACUGUACAAGUUUUUAUCAUUUCAAAUCUGAUUUGCUUCAAGUUUAUGUGCUAAAUAUGCUUCAAAAGUUGCACAAUGUGGAGAACCUUACUUUUGGGGCUGCCUUUCUUCAGAUGUUAUCUCUUGCCGAAAUCUGUGAUAUUCCUUUUCCGAUGCUCAAAGUCGAAGUUUUGACUCUUGAAACGAUGAUUGUUCCGUCUGUCAUUCCUGGUAUAGCAAAGCUGUUACAAAACUCACCUGGAGUGAAGUUGCUAAAACUAGACAUUGUGAACAGCAACAUCGUACCGGAUGCUGAUCUUAAUUACUACUUGGAUUUGAAAGACUUGGAUCAGAAUCAGUGCUGGAAACCAAAAGAUUUGGAGUUCUCGACUUCUUUUCAGCCGAAACUCAUGACUUCAUUCAUGGAGUUUCUACUGGAAAACACUACAGAAGACAAUAUAUCUCAGUACAAUUGGCAACUAAGCUGACGGUAGGCAAUGAUAAGGAAGACUAGGAUAUAAACAAGACCCAUUUGUUCAACUGGAUGGGAGGUUACAUUGAUACAACUGAAUUUGAAACAAAUGAUUGAGAUGGUUCUUACUUUCUCACAACAAACAAUUGUUUAGUUU